This is a messenger RNA of Penicillium paradoxum, 1419 nucleotides long. Its product is annotated as mitochondrial 37S ribosomal protein mS47. Gene Ontology annotation, cellular component: mitochondrion. Gene Ontology annotation, molecular function: 3-hydroxyisobutyryl-CoA hydrolase activity. The record is from RefSeq and is a predicted model, not a curated record. Bases 1 to 1419 code for a protein of 472 amino acids. NCBI's taxonomy places the organism in Eukaryota, Fungi, Ascomycota, Eurotiomycetes, Eurotiales, Aspergillaceae. The transcript has 3 exons. Gene Ontology annotation, biological process: L-valine catabolic process.
AUGCCUCUACGCGCCAAGGUGACCAACCCUGCUUUCAAGGCCACAGCUAUGAUGUCGACUUCACCGGAUAUUCCCAAAGAGCUCCCAGGCGAUGAGCCCGACGAUGUUCUGUUUAACUCGAUCUACGGCCUCCGCAGCGUUGAGCUCAACCGCCCCAAAAAGCUCAAUUCCCUGAACGGCUCGAUGGCUCGCAAGAUUCUUCCCCGGUUGAAGGAGUGGGAGAAGUCUCAUCUUGCGAACAUGAUCCUCAUUUCCGGAGCUGGCACCAAGGCUCUCUGCGCAGGAGGCGAUAUUGCCGCCCUGGCAUUGCAGAACGAAACUGGAAAGAAAGGACAAAAGGCCUCCACAGAAUUCUUUGGACUCGAAUACCGUCUCGACCACCUGAUCGCUACAUACUCGAAGCCCGUUAUCUCAUUUAUGGAUGGAAUCACCAUGGGUGGUGGUGUCGGCCUCAGCAUGCACGCCCCGUUCCGAAUUGCGACUGAACGUACCGUCUUCGCUAUGCCCGAGACUACUAUUGGCUUCUUCCCCGACGUUGGCGGCUCGUUCUUCUUGCCGCGUCUCGACGGUGAGACCGGCACAUACCUCGCUCUGACCUCGGAGCGCCUCAAGGGUGUUCAGGCUUUGUAUGCCGGUAUUGCUACGCACUAUCUGCACUCCAGUGUUCUGAGCAACGUCGCCCAGCGUCUUUCGGAGUUGACUUUCCCCGACCACGUCGAGCUUCCCGAGCGAUUGGAGAUUGUGAACAAGACCAUGGCUGAGUUCUCUGUCGGUCUUCCUCCGCUUGAGGAGGAGCCUAUGCUCAUGGCUGGCAGCCUGCGCACUGCGAUCGACCGCUGCUUCGGUUUCAACACCGUGGAGGAGAUCGUCGAGGCUCUGGAGAAGGAGACUGAGCACAAGGAGUGGGCACAGAAGACAUUGGAGACCCUGUUAAGCCGCUCCCCGACCUCUUUGAAGGUGACCCUGCGCCAGCUGCGUCUCGGCAAGAAGUGGGGAAUUUCUGAGGCUUUCCAGCGUGAGCACGAGAUCGCGGCCAACUUCAUGCGCCACCCCGAUUUCGUCGAGGGUGUCAAGGCCCGUCUGAUGUCCAAGCCUGCUCGCCAGGCUAACUGGAAGCCCGCCACCCUCAAGGAAGUCUCCAAGAAGACCGUGGAAAACUUCUUCAAGAUUCCCGAAGGCGAGUCCCGUCUUCCCCUUCUUAGCAAGAGCGAUUACCACAACUACCCCCACGCCCACUUCGCCCUUCCCUCCGAGAAGGAGAUUGAGCAGGUUGUGCGUGAAGGCCACGCAUCGCGGAGACCCGUGAUCGACCACUUCCUCCAGAAAUACGCCCACCGCGAGGGUGUGCGCCGAAAGGUCGUUGAGGUCAUUGCCCGACGGACGACAACAUCUUCUCCCGAAGGACUCAAGUGGAUUUAA